AUGUCCACCAUCACAUCCUCGCGGACGAAGACUCCUGUGAUCAUUGAUACCGAUCCCGGUGUCGAUGAUACUAUAGCAAUACUUAUGGCACUGACAUCUCCCGAACUCGAGAUUCUGGGAUAUACCAUCUCCUUCGGAAACACGGACAUCCCUGCUUCAUAUGCGAACAUCUACAGAAUCUAUCAGGCCGUCCAAAAAGAGGUGGAUUAUAAUCCAGAAGCACGGCUUCGCUUCCCUGGCUUCUUCCAAGACCGCAAACCUUUCCUUGCUAAGGGCGCGGAAGAGCCACUCGGCGGCGAGCUUCAUACAGCGCAAUACUUCCAUGGUCGUGACGGCUUGGGCAAUGCCACACAAAAUCACCCCGACCUAGAUGUCCCAUCAUCGGUGAUCGAAGCUCCAGAGCAUCCAAAGUUAGCACCUACUACUCGUCCAGGCUUUGAAGUUGGUCUAGAGAUGCUGCGCGAAUUCCCUGCGAGAGCUAUCACAUACAUCGUUCUCGGACCGAUGACGAAUCUCGCUCUUAUGAUGCGCGAGGACGCGAAACUGGUACGAGAACGUAUCGGGAGAGUGUCUGUGAUGGGUGGUGCAUUCGAUGUGCCCGGCAAUAAGACCGCCUCCGCCGAAUUCAACUUCUUCGCCGAUCCUUACGCAGUCGCAGAAUUGCUCACGCCAGGUCCCUCUAACGGAAUUCCACCGCCCCACCAAGGCCUACCCCUUUCACGCGUCCUCAUCCUUCCUCUCGACAUCACCACAAAACACAUGCUCUUCUUCCCCCUCUACACCGAUACCAUCGACAAAGGUUUCCAUCCUCAAAACCACUCUAUCGCGGAGGACAAAUCACCGAUGAGACACUUUACGAGUGCUUUUCUCCAGCGUACGAGGCGGGUGAUGAAUGAGCGUGGAAAAGACGCCAUGGAAAUGCACGAUGUGACGGCAGUUUGGGCAGCAGUGGCGAACCCGCCAGUCCAAGAUGCUGCUGAUGAAGCUGAGUUUGGACUGGCGGAUGGGUGGAAUAUCGCCCGGAGGAAGUUUGUUAUAGAACGGACGGGUGAACAUACCCGCGGGAUGUGCGUUAUAGACCGCAGACACUCAGGAUACGCUUACGCUCCUGGCCCAAAUCGUGCUGAGAUGCAAGCGGCUCUGGAUCGGGAAAAUGUCAAGCAUGGGCCGUUCGAGUCGACCGCCGUGCCAGCUCAAGUCAUGGUGGAGAAUAAGGCGCAGACGAAGCCAGCCACGGAGGGACUUGAGGGUGUACCAAUUGUGACGCGUAGUCCUGGGUCGGAGGCUCUUGUUCAGACUUUGUUUGAGAGGAUAUGGGGAGUGAAGAGUUAGUGGAAAUGGGAGAAUUUUCAUGACGUGUUGU
This is a messenger RNA of Stereum hirsutum FP-91666 SS1, 1363 nucleotides long. Its product is annotated as nucleoside hydrolase. The record is from RefSeq and is a predicted model, not a curated record. The coding region runs from base 1 to 1332 and encodes 443 amino acids. Gene Ontology annotation, cellular component: cytosol. The transcript is spliced from 8 exons. NCBI's taxonomy places the organism in Eukaryota, Fungi, Basidiomycota, Agaricomycetes, Russulales, Stereaceae. Gene Ontology annotation, molecular function: purine nucleosidase activity. Gene Ontology annotation, biological process: purine nucleoside catabolic process.